Molecule: messenger RNA, 447 nt
Organism: Ctenocephalides felis (cat flea)
Lineage: Eukaryota; Metazoa; Arthropoda; Insecta; Siphonaptera; Pulicidae
Product: probable cytochrome P450 304a1
Exons: 3
Coding region: 1-447 (148 amino acids)
Molecular function (GO): heme binding; oxidoreductase activity, acting on paired donors, with incorporation or reduction of molecular oxygen; iron ion binding
Source: RefSeq, a predicted model, not a curated record
AUGCCGUAUACGGAGUCAUGCCUGCGCGAAACUAUGCGAAUUGAAACCUUGGUUCCUUUAAAUUUGCCGCAUCGCGCCCAAACUGACACCUCCUUAAAUGGAUACAAUAUACCAAAGAACACUAUGGUCAUAACCAAUUUAUGGAGUAUACACCACGAUUCCGAUAUAUGGGGAGAUCCUGAAGUAUUUCGACCUGAACGAUUUUUGGAUUCACGCGGUUUGUUAAAGAAAAAAGAUAUCACUUUACCAUUUGGAGCAGGAAAACGUUUGUGUGCUGGAGAAACGUUUGCACGUCAGAAUAUGUUCCUGAUGUUUGCAUCCUUAGUUCAAAAUUUCAUAUUUUCACCAGCACCCGGAAAAGAGAAACCGCCGCGCCGGGGAGAACUAUCAGGAUUCAUAAUUUCUCCAAAGGACGUUUGGAUAAAGUACCAAGUGCGAUAUAGUUAA